AUGUCCGCAGCACUCUUCCGCAUUGUUGGCUGGUCGUACCUCCCAGAUUUUGCAACAAAACAAGCUCUUCGUGUAAUUCACCGGACAUCUUCUAGCAUCUUUCACCGGCCUCCGCCUGAUCCACGAACACCUAUUUAUGCAUUACACUAUCGACUUACUUUUGCCACGGUUGUCCUUUGUUAUCUCAUCUAUAAUUUCUUGGAUGCUUCUGGACGUAUCACACACAACUUUUACGAGCUUCUCGGCGUAUAUCCGAACUCUAGCGAUGCUACCCUAAAAACGGCAUUUCGCGGAUUCGCAAGGAAAUAUCACCCAGAUCGAGCAGGUCCAUCAGGAGAAGCACUGUUCAUCGAGGUAAGAGACGCUUUUGAAGCCUUGAAAGACCCGGUGGUCAGGUUUGCGUACGACAGAUUUGGACCUGAUGUCCUGGAGUGGAAAGAGUGUACAACAAUGCGCGAGUAUCUCCGACGUGGGCUUCUGAGCUCAUCAUUGUACCACAUCAUGACUGGUGCUGGUCUCAUUCUUUUCUCAGCUAUCGGAAAGUCCAGUCCAAUAGCAGCAUGGCGUUAUCUUCUUUUCCUUUGCCUUUUCGCAUCCGAGCUUUAUCUCCUCCUUGCCCCCUCGCCCUCCACACUACCACCGAGCCCCUUUGUUGAUGCAUCAACCUCGCAUACCACAAUCCUCGAUGUUAUAUUUCCUAAACGGACUGUAUACCAGCAUAUUCUCCUCCUCCAUCAGGUCUUCUUUUUCCUUUCAGUUGCAUUGUCCCGUGUAGCUCCGGUCCUUUUUCCCUCGCUGAUGCGGGGAGAUCCUGUCAUGGAUCAGCAGAUCGUACGCGCUAUGGCUGAGAGACUUGGUGCGUUGGCAAAGACAACAGAACGGGAGUUUUCGAUUAUGCUGGAUACGGAAUUGCUCGCAAUCCACGAAACGCCUAUGGCCACUUCUGAGUUGAGCACGCUACCUCGGCCGCGUGAGAUGCUCAACAGUGAUAUCAUGCAUACUUUGACCAUGGAAAUGGAAGAUGUCGUUGUGGAGAACAAGCUGAAGUCGGAAGUCGGGCCUGUGAAGACUGCAUGGGACUUGGCUGUUGACAAAGAGAUGAAGAGAGUUCAAGAUCAGCAAUUACAAGAAAUAGUGGAUAAACUGCCGUCACCACCUCCAGAAACAGGUCGAGGGAAGAUACACGUCCGCGCUCGAUCUUUAUCAUUUUAA
Suillus bovinus is the source of this 1212-nucleotide messenger RNA. Its product is annotated as DnaJ-domain-containing protein. The record is from RefSeq and is a predicted model, not a curated record. Gene Ontology annotation, molecular function: misfolded protein binding; protein-folding chaperone binding. Bases 1 to 1212 code for a protein of 403 amino acids. The transcript has 4 exons. Lineage: Eukaryota; Fungi; Basidiomycota; Agaricomycetes; Boletales; Suillaceae. Gene Ontology annotation, cellular component: endoplasmic reticulum.